CCAAAGCGAGGGAACCCCAGUCUGUGCCUGCGCUCCCGGAGGGUGGUGGCAGGGUGACCCACCCUGCCAAGCCUUACCUACCCCUAAGAGACAGGCUGUCCUCCGUCCCUGUCCCUCCCUCCAGAGGAACCCUCAACCUCCGAAAACCUCUGGGGGUGUUCCCCCAACGUUGGCAGUCAGCCAGCCUUUAGAGGCCAAGGAAAAGCUUUCCUGUGGGUGAAGGAAAGACGGAAAGAGGCCAGCCAUGUCGAACCUAAUGUACAAUAACAUGUGGCACCAGACCCAAGAAGCCCUCAAUUCUCUGCUUGACAAAGAGUCUCAGAAGAUGAUCGAACCACAAAAAAACAAGGUCCUAGUCUUUCAGAUGCUAGCCACCUUCUACAUAAAGUAUGUUCAGAUCUUCAGGAAUAUGGAGAACGUCUAUGACCAGAUAGUCCAUCCACAGAAACGCAUGCUGAUCCGAAAGAUCCUGGAUGGAGUGAUGGGUCGCAUCCUGGAACUGAAGAACGAGAUGGUGGAGCUGGAAAUGACAGAGUUCCAUUAUUUUGAUGAUAUCCUACAGGACAUGAAGCUGUCUCCUCAACAGUUGGAUGUCCCAAUACCCAGGUAUUUUCUGAAGGAGAGGCUGGAGGUCAUAAAAGGGAGAGAGAAGACCCUCGCUCGGAUCUUGGACGAAUGUGGAUUGAACCUCCCUGACGUGAAAUACGCCGUAAAGAGCAUAGCUUUGGAAGAGGCUGUUAAAAUGAUCCAGAUAGCCGAGCGGGCAAGGCAGGGCCGCCUCAGGGCCAUGUUCAUGAAGCAGAUCUUCCUCCAGGAGUGCAGAGCCAGGGAGAUGAAGCUGCUGGGACACAAACUCUCAGACACCACCUUGGCGGCGCUCCAGAUUCAGAAAGUUUGGCGAGGUUUCUAUCAAUGCAAGAAAACAGUGAGGGAGCGGGAAGAAGAGAUGAUAUUCCUGGGUAUGAAACCACCCCCUCUCUUCAACGAAGUCAGUGAUGCCGUCGUCCAGUCAGAACAAGUGUCAAAUCUGCGGGACGAGUUGCAGUUCAAACACGAGCAGAAGUACCAGGAAGCCUUAGUGACUAUCAAGGAGGACCUGCGGCUGUUGGAAGGCUCAGACAUCAGGGAGCACCUGCAGGACCAGAUCCGGCAGUGGUUCAUAGAAUGCAGGAAUCUGACGGGCACAUUCCCAGAAUACCCGAAUGAGGAAGAAGGGGGCUCAGCUGUCAUCUUUUCCAACAAGACCCCAGACCAGGUUAUCGAGGAUAUCAUAGCCGCCCAAGAGGAGGAAGAAAAAUCAAAAAAGAAAAAGAAGAAAGAAGAAAAGGAGAAUAAGGGCAAAAAAGCCAAAAAGGAGAAGGAGAGGAAGAAUGUCACGAAAGAGAAGGCUGCAAAGGAAGAAGAUGAGGAAUGGAAGAUGUCACCAAGUCUUUUCCUUCAAUUGAUGGAGGAAGGAAAUAGCUUAUACAAAGACAUGUGGAUGAAUAAAGAUGAAUCUUGGAAUUUCCCUCAGGACUAUGACCCAGAAUUGGUCAAGGAGGAAAAACGGAAGGAAUUAGAGCUGGAGAUAAGGGUUCAGGUGGACGAGCUGAUGAGACAGGAAUUGAAAAACCUUAAGCUGGCUGUGAACAGAGAGAUAGAACCCCAACCCCGGCUAAAGAAAGGGAAAAAGCAAAAUAAAGGGAGAAAAGGCCGGAGAGGGAAACGGGGAAAGAAGGACAAAGACCUGACGGCUGACAGGACCAUCGAGUCCCUGUACCAGGAGCUGGUUGAAGAAGGCCUGCUGAUCCAGGCUCUGAAGGUCAAACUCUCCGACUAUAUUGGUGAGUACAGCUACCUGGGGACGACUCUGCGUCAGGUUGCCAUAGAGCCCAUGCCAUCCCUCCUGGACGUCAGACAGCUCAUCACCCUGUAUGGAAUCUUGCCUCUGGGGUCCGCAGAAGUACAUGAGAGAGCUCCCUUGGUGAAGUCGCUGCUAUUGGCCGGACCCCCAGGGGUAGGGAAGAAAAUGCUGGUCCAUGCCAUCUGCACAGAAACAGGGGCUAACCUCUUCAACCUGUCUAGCUCAAACAUCGCCGGGAAGUACCCAGGCAAAACCGGCCUGCAGAUGAUGAUACACUUGGUCUUCAAGGUAGCUCGCCAGCUUCAGCCGUCCGUGGUGUGGAUCCAGGACACAGAGAAAACCUUCUACAAGAAAGUCCCGCAGGCCGAGAAACGGAAUGAGCCAAAACGCCUAAAAAAAUACCUCCCCAAACUCCUGAAGCUCCUGAGACCAGACGACAGGAUCCUGAUUGUGGGGACCACACACCGACCCUUCGAUGCCGAGCUUCAGUCCUUCUGCAGAGUUUACCAAAAGAUCAUUUUGGUUCCCAGACCCGACUAUGCCUCCAGAUACGUUCUGUGGAAACAAAUCAUUCUACGCAACGGAGGUGAGGUCACCAAUGCCCUGAACAUCAGUUGCCUGGCUAAAGUCACUGACGGCUUUACACAAGGACAGAUCGUCCAUGUGAUCAAAGAGGUGCUCACGGAGCGCAGAAUCCGGCACCAGGCUCACAAGCCACUCACUGCCAUCGAGUUUAUCACCAUGAUGACCAACAUGAACCCUGUGUACAGAGAGGAGGAAGAGAGUUUUAAGAACUGGUAUGCCAAAACCCCUCUGGGGAGAAAGCGAGUCUUGUCACUAACAGUUGGAGGCGGCAAAGAAAAGGAAAAGGACAAAGGAAAGAAAGGAAAGAAGGGCAAAAAGAAGAAGUAAUGUCUUCCUCAGCAGCCACCUCGAGCAACUUUGAGAUGGUGUCGGCCCCAGCUUGUCAGGGAGAGGCUCACCCCUGCCCACCUGGGGAAGCCCACCGAGAAGCUAAGAUGAGCAGCCACCCCAAGUCACUGUACCCUAACUCCCGUGUUCCGUUAUCCUUUAGGAGGCUGCACACCAAGCGAGAUGUCCUUACAGCCAUAUCCACUGCUUGCCACUGUUCCUUAGCUCAUGCCAAGUCUGUCUAUAUCACAUUUGCUUUCCGCACCUGCACUCUCCCCAGCUCUCACACUUGUCAGUAUUAGUUAGCACCAAGAUUACAACGUAUAGGGAGGUCUCUCCCACGGUGAGAGUACCUAAUUGUAUUGUUGGUACACUAGCUCUUUAGUAACCCAUAUGCACUGUAUAUUUUGUUGCACAUAUUUUAAUAAAUUAUUUGCUAUAGUCAUGAAUAUCACAUAA
Molecule: messenger RNA, 3214 nt
Organism: Rattus rattus (black rat)
Lineage: Eukaryota; Metazoa; Chordata; Mammalia; Rodentia; Muridae
Gene: Drc11
Product: IQ motif containing with AAA domain 1
Exons: 19
Coding region: 245-2755 (836 amino acids)
Molecular function (GO): ATP binding; ATP hydrolysis activity
Source: RefSeq, a predicted model, not a curated record